UAUUUAUUUUGUCUAAACGCUGAAAAAAUUAAAACAAUACUAUAAAACACAAUUAUGUCUAAAUAAUAUUUCUAUGUGUAGCUACCAAUCAAAAGCUCCUCUAAAAUUUCCGUUACGAUUUUUCACAGUUGGACGUAACAAAAAAAUGCGUCAAUUUUUAGGAUUAGAAUCCACAGCAAGAUUUUAACAACGUUUUUUGAUACUAAUCUCUAAUUCAAUUAGGUUCUUAACCACGCCGCGCGGACCAUUCACUUUAUUAAGAGGAUUUGUUUCGUUUCUCACCUUGCUAAUCCCGAUCUGUAAAAAUGCAAAUAGUUCAAAUGUGUGCGGCACUCUGUGCUGCGCUGCCCAAAUUUGCGCUUGUCUGCAUUCCACCACUGCCACCGAGGAGAAACGCGCUCGCGCCACGCCAAGGACAAAGACGCGUUUCUUACUGACUGCUCCUCCCUGUUCUCUUUUGCAAAAAAAGACUUCAGCCACCAGAAAUGUGAAAUCCAUCUUAUUUACAUCUUGGACGGACCGUUCAGGGACUGCAGGGUUAAACAACCCAACCGUGGCCACCAGCUUUACGCAUGACUUCUCGGUGCUUAACCUCCCUCCUGCCAGUUCUGCAUGGUCAUGACCUGUCAUCACGCCCUGUCCACAGCCCACCUUAUUCUAUUGGUCCUGCUCAUUUUCACUCCACAGCUGGCUGGCACCGCCCCUGCGUGGGGCGAGGGAGGGGAGGCUCGGGUGGAGGGGCGCACCCGGACAGACCGCAAAGAGGACAGCCUCGCCCCCUUCCUUUCGCCGCCUUCCUCCAGCCCUGACAACACGUCGCGGGACCAGGGCAGGAACCCGGGUCAAGGCGGCCAAUCGAAUAAAGCGACGGGCCCCGCGCAGGUGCUCGCGGUUCUUUUGGAGGCCCUGGACCACCCGGCGGAGGGCGCCGUCCAAACGAGCAGGGACAGAGACUGGGGGGAGGAUGGGAGUCGGGAGCUGCCCUCCGCUGACGUCUCCCAGGGCGGUGAGAUAAGAAGAGCAGGGCAGGCGGAGGGAGAGGGGGGGGCGGAGGGGGAGGGGGAGGGGCGCGGGGCCGAUAAGGCGAUUGCACAGCUAAUUGUAGGCCAUUUGACAGCUGCUCAGGGUGACGACUUAAAGGAGAGGGAAGAGGAGGACAAAAGCACAAGGUCAGAGGCUGAUCCAGGGUGGUCGGUGGAGGAUGCUGGACCCGAUAGCGCCAGCGAGCGGGGUGGGAGGACGGGGGCGGAGGAGGGGGGGGGGUUACAAAGUUUCCUAGCCAAAGCCCGAUCCGGUUUCACCUCGCAGGGAGACGAUCCGUCUCUGCAGCGCAAAACACGCGGCUACUUCCAGAACAUCGACUUGGGUCUCCAAGACAACGAGAUCCUGCCUCCGCUGAAGGGCUACAAGGCGUACAACACUCAGCUGGCGCGCGCCGGCAAGAAGCAGCACUGGCAGCAGAACCCGUCCAGCAGCCGGCCCGUCAAGGGGGGCAACUUCAUGGACGACUUCGAGGACGACGGCGAGGAGCUGGAGGAGAUCGAGGAGGAGGAGGAGAACCUCUCCCGCGCGGAGGAGGAGGCGAGGGCGCGCGCCGAGAAGCAGGAGGUGCUCCGGCAGCAGGAGGAGGCGGAGCGGGCCCGCGAGGAGGAGCAGAAGCUGGCGGACAUCGCCUCCGACAUGCUGCUGCAGUACAUGGGCCGGAAGCAGCAGUCCUACAUGAGGCCGCGGCAGAAGAGCAGCGGCGGCGGCGGCGGCGGCGGCGGCGGCGGCGGCGCCGCCGAGGACAAGCGCUCCGAGGAGAUCCUGGCCGACGAGGACGACCUGGACCAGCAGAUGAUCGACAGGCUGAUCGAGAUCAGCAGCAAGCUGCACCUGCCCGCCGACGACGUCGUGGAGAUCAUCAGCGACGUGGAGGAGAAGAAGAAGAAGAGGAAAGAGCUGCAGCAGCAGCCCGUCAACGGCAGCCCCGUCGCCCCCCGGUUCAGACCUCUGGUACCCCCUCCCCUGGCUGCGCCCCCCAUUUACCACUACACCGCCUCAAAAAACCCCAAGAAGGCCCCCUAUAAGUACAACAAGUCCAACAAGAAGUGGCACAAGGACAAGGUCAAGUCAUACAAGCAGGACUACUGGUAUAAGCCCCAGAAGCAGCUUGACUACUGGUACAAACCCCAGAAGCAGUUUCUGGCCUUCCCCUCGUACCCGUACUACCAGAAGCCAUAUCGGGCCUACUACCCUGUUUAUUUCCCGUACCCCAAACCGCAGUACUAUGGCAAGGCCGCCCCAUCCAGAGAUCAGCUGUUUGGCCCCCAGGAACUGGACCUUCAGGCCCCAAGGCGCAAACACAGGGCCGGGGGCAAGAACCGCGGACAGGGCUGGAGGCAGCAGCCGGCGCCUCGCCUGCCCCUCACCCCUUAUAUCUCUAACUAUAUCCUUCCUCACCCACGGACCUACCAGCCCCUACCUCCCCCCAAACCCAUCAACACCCCCAGGAGAGGCAGGCAGCCCCCUUACUACUACCCACAGUUCACACCGGCGGAUGACUAUGAGGAAGACGGGCUGGUGCCUCAGCUGGACAGUGAGGAGGAACUGGAAAACUUUAUUGAGCGGAUCUACAUGAAGCGCAGAAUGUAUUGAGAGACUUUUUGGACAUUCGUCAAAGCAGAGAGACUGACUGAAAUGGGAGAUAUAUACAGUAAAAGAGAGAGGAGAAAAAAGACUCAGAGGAGAAAUGUGUUUUGAGCCUGAUGGAAACUUAAGGGUCAAGAACUAAAAAGUUAGAUUUCUGUUGUUUUAAUCACUGUAAUUUUCUUGAUUUCCUCGGUCAGGGAGAGGAUGAAGGGGUCCCAGUUCAAGCUCCCUGUUACCUUGUUCAGCCUCUUGCUCAGUUUACAUUUUGAAACAGAACAUACCACGGUGUGUGUGUCUGCCUCCAUUCAGGUCGAUCUCUGAUGCUCGUGCAUCCAUCAGAGAUUUCUCCGCGGACGCGUGCGCGCACGCAUGCAAACGCACGCACAAACACACAUCUGCAUACAGCGCGACCACAUGUCUGACACAUUCACACGUGCCCAUUGUAAGAGGACCAUGUUUACAGCUCCACUUUGUACCUUUUAGUUCCUUUUUUGAAUUCUGUACGUCAUAUUACAAAACGACUUCUUAGCGACACAAACGGGAAAAAAAAACGAACAUGCUGUUGUCAGACGUUGAUCGUAUAGUUUUUCUGUAUUUGAUGUGUGUAGUUGCCUUUUGUUGUUUUUUAAAUUCCCAAUUGGAUUAACUUCAAACAGCUGCGAUUUGUAAAGGUGCCAAAUACACACGUUUCAGUUUUUGAAAGUCAAGAUUGAGAUUUUUGCCUUACAAACACCAUGGUUCUACAAGGGAAACAUCAUGAUGCAUAAUAUGAUCACCACAAACGAUCCCAGUGUAGAAACCCUGCGGACGCCAAAAGCACAAACUUAAACACUAAACACUUCCAACCUGGUGGACUAAGGGUUUUCAAUCAUUAUGGGAUCCAGAGGUUAUUGUGUCAACAUGCAGCAGAUUGAGCAUCACCACCAACACAUAGUACUUGAUCCUUUAGGCGGUCUCAUUGUUCGCCAGCUUAUUUUGUGUCUUCAGGUGUUCCUUGAACCAUAUCCAUAAGCUCGAUUUUCCCUUUCUUUCCAAAAGAACAAAAAAAUACUUGAAAUCACAAACAUCUGUUCUGCAGCCUUUUCAAAACAGAUUUCCAACCAAGAGGCUACAAACAUUUUGUUCAUUUUCAGAAGAAAUCCAUUGAAGAGUUUCAGGCCGGGGAGUCAGGGAUUGCGCUUAAACCGUUAAAUGCACGUCUUUCUACUUGCAUCUUAAAAAAUGAAAAAAAAAAUGAACAAAAAAAGGGAAAAAAUAAAACAGUGUGGAGAAUCCGCGGUGGUUGUUUUCUCUGAAUAAACUGUGAACAUAAAAAAAAGAAACCUUAAGGAAGAGGGCCACUGUGACAGUGAAGCCAUCUGUCUUGUAAAAGGAGAGUGUUGUUGUUGAUGUCACCUUUAGCAUUGUAAGAUGUACAGUGUGAAAUAAAUAUGCCCGUGCAAUGUGUAAAUAACAGCAUGAUGAUUACUAGUUUUGCUAUAUGAUAACAAAUAAAAGCAAUUAUUUUAUUAAA
Molecule: messenger RNA, 4144 nt
Organism: Betta splendens (Siamese fighting fish)
Lineage: Eukaryota; Metazoa; Chordata; Actinopteri; Anabantiformes; Osphronemidae
Exons: 2
Coding region: 613-2637 (674 amino acids)
Molecular function (GO): neuropeptide hormone activity
Source: RefSeq, a predicted model, not a curated record